Topomyia yanbarensis is the source of this 762-nucleotide messenger RNA. RefSeq lists its product as uncharacterized. The transcript has a single exon. NCBI's taxonomy places the organism in Eukaryota, Metazoa, Arthropoda, Insecta, Diptera, Culicidae. The record is from RefSeq and is a predicted model, not a curated record. The coding region runs from base 1 to 762 and encodes 253 amino acids.
AUGUCAACUGAUUUCACAACAAAGCUGAAAUUUAGAGAAUCCCCGAUAUUCUUGGCCGUCCAUGGAAUCGGAGCAUCCCGUUGUGUGUCCACGAGACUAGUGUCUGCUGAAGUUGGUGCAAGAUGUCCUACAAUUUCAACAUUCGAGAAGGAGAUGCAGUUCUAUGUCCUGCCGAAGCUAACCUUACCUCUACCAAGCAGUAUCAUCGAUUCAUCCAGAUGGUGCCUACCAGACUCCGAAUGUCUCGCUGACCCUGGAUUUAAUGAACCUGCUCCAAUCGACGUGAUCAUUGGAGCUGCCUAUUACUUGGAGCUGUUAUCCAACGGAAAAUUCAAGGCAACUGAUGAUGGUCCUAUUCUACAAGAAACAGUGUUUGGUUGGAUUGUUGCUGGUCGAUAUAAUGAAGGCCAACCCAACGUUGCUCAAGCUACUGUUCACUUAUGUUAUACUGCAAAUCCUCAAGAGCAACAAACUAGUGUUUCGAAUUUUAAAGACAGUUCUUCCAUCCGUAUAAUCGAUUCACCCCAUAUUGGCAACCGCUACAGCUCACUCGAAAAGAAACAGUUGAUAAGCGAAACAAGUCACAAGUUUAGCAAGCAUCGGAAUGAACAACACAUGAGGUACAUCACUGACAAUCAGAUGAAGAUGCAGAAUAUACGAAAAAGGGAUCCGGAUAAAACGUACCAAACACAAAAUUUAACCCGGCAUAUCACACAUCAGUUUUCGAAUCUUUCGCUGUCCCCGAUCAAUAUUCCUUACUAA